Messenger RNA from Haliotis rufescens (red abalone), 7968 nucleotides. RefSeq names its product ralA-binding protein 1-like. NCBI's taxonomy places the organism in Eukaryota, Metazoa, Mollusca, Gastropoda, Lepetellida, Haliotidae. Gene Ontology annotation, biological process: small GTPase-mediated signal transduction. The transcript is spliced from 14 exons. The record is from RefSeq and is a predicted model, not a curated record. Gene Ontology annotation, molecular function: small GTPase binding; GTPase activator activity. Bases 147 to 2594 code for a protein of 815 amino acids.
AUUCCACUUUCGUUUCAUUGAAAAGGUGUGGCCGUUCUUUUUGUACAACCCGGGGAUUCCAUUGUUAUUUCCGGGAAGCGAAGAAAUCACUUAUUCUGCACCAGACAUGUCUUUGCUGUAGAUGAUCAACGCUGUCAUCUACCAAGAUGAGUUUUGAGAGUCCCGACAAUGAAAAGAACUUCCCUGGUCUGUAUAAAGCAGGGUCGCUUAGCGACCAGACGUCAGUGCCAGAGGAGGACCAUGACCGUGCCAGCAGGAAGAAGGACCUGGGGAAGAAGAAGGAUGGCAAGAAGGACAAGAAGGAGAAGGGCUACAUGAUGUUUGAGGAGGAAGACUCUGAGGAGGACAUGGUGUCCCUGGACGAUGUCAAGAGUCCAACCAAGGUGAAGAAAAGCAAACCAGGCUUCAAGUUCCCAGCCAGGAAGGACAUUUUCCCCAAGAAAGAAAAGGAAGAAAAGAAGGAGAAGGAAACAAAGAAGGAAGAAAAGAAGAAGGAAGUGAAAGAAGAAAAGAAACACAAGAAGGAGAAAAAGAAACCCAAACAUGCACUCCAUGAGGUCCCGGCUGUCGCAGUCCAGAGUGAAUAUGACAAGCCAAUAUUUGGCGUACCUUUGGCGCUGUCCGUGGAAAGGAACAAGUCACAUGAUGGAAUAGAACUCCCGGCAAUAUUCCGGGAAUGUGUUGACUAUAUAGAGGAACAUGGUCUGUCGUGUGAGGGCAUCUACCGGAUCUCUGGCGUCAAGUCGAAGGUGCAGCACCUGAAGGACUGCUACAACAAGGGGGUGCCGGCGUACCUCCAGGAGCAUGAGCCCAACGUGGUGGCCAGCCUCCUCAAGCAGUUCCUCCGUGACCUCCCAGAACCCGUCCUAACUACCGCCAGCAUGCCCAAGUUUGAAGAAGCUUCAACCAUCAAGAAUGAGAAGCGGCGUAUCGAGCAGUUCAAGAAGUUGAUAGAGGAGCUGCCUAUUUGUAACCGACUCUUGCUGUCCUGGAUGAUUGUACACAUGACACACAUCAUUGAGCUGCAAAAGCAGAACAAGAUGACGCUCCAGAACGUGUCGAUCGUGCUGAGUCCAACCAUGCAGAUCAGUCACCGCGUCCUCAACAUCCUCUUCACAUAUGCCGGACAGCUGUUUGCUGACACCAUCGUCAAGAGAUAUGUACCCCCUCUGAAGCCGGCAACGUCCCGCUGGUCGCUGGAGCUGCCAGACAAUCCAGCUGCCUUGGAAGAAGAGCUGGCCAAACAGGAGUCGCUGCUGAAUGAGCUGCACCGCGAGCUGAAUGCUGGCGUCACUGACUCGGACAAGGAGGAACAGCUGUGGGAGGUGCAGAGAGUGGUCACACAACUCAAGAGGAAGAUAAAAUUCGCAAAGAAAGCUGUUGAGGCUGCAGAAAAGAGAAGGAAAGACAUUGAGAGCAAGAAACUGUCCACUCAUCUCCCUGAAGAGGAGGAACUUGACCUCAGACCCAAGAAAGCUGAACCCAAAACGUCCACAAAAACUAUGGAAACCGAGGAGAAAGAACAGCCAGAUGAACCAAAGUCAAAAGAAGGAGAGAAAUCUAAAAAUGAGGCUCAAGUUCAGAAGGAGGCUGAAUCUGAGAAUGAGGAUGAAUCUCAAAAAGAGGCUCAAGCUCAAAAAGAAGCUGAAAAGGAGGAGAAAAAGAUCAAAAGGCAUUCUGGAGUGAAGGCAGGUACUAAAAUAACAGUCGAAGCUGAUGUGGUGAAGUCUGCUGAGGAGGAAACAGAAGAAACAGCAGAGGAAACAGUCGAGGAAACGAAAGAGGGGACAGAGGAAGAGCUUAAAAGUGAGGACAGAGGUGCGGAGGAGGAGAAAGAUGAAGUCGAGAAGGUUGAAACGAAGGCUAAGAAAGUGAAAGAGACUGAGAAGGUGUCCCUUCAUCCACAUAUUCACUUGUCUAGUGAGCCACUGAAGCCUAUCAAGGCUGAACAGCCAGUAACGCCAAAGAAGGAAGAGACUGCGGACGACUCAUUGAAGAAGUCCGUGGAGCUGAGGGAGUUGGAGGAAGAGCUACUCGGGGAUGGGAAGACGGAGAAGAAAGUGAAGUUCACGGAGCAGGCGGAGGAACGGGUGAUGGAAGAGGAGGAGGAGGAAUCCGACCUAUCAGAGACGGAGGUGGAAGUUGUUGAUCAGGAGUGGGAGCCCAUCGAUGACGAGGAGAUGCAGCGUCUGCUCGAGGAGGAAGAGGCCAUGAAGAUGGAGGAGGAGGAACUGCUUGCCAUAGGGGAUGAGCUGAGACAAAAGAUCGAGACCGAGCAGAGCGAGAUCGAGCGCCUCCACCAGGAGAUCCAGGAGUUACAGUACCUCCGACAAGACUCCGACCUCGAGGACCUCAGCUCCUCCUCCGAGAGCAGCUACGAUAGUGAGGAUGAGGACGACCUGCAGGACAGUCUCUGUCAGCUCAUCCACGACAAUGAAGACCUCGAGAAAAAGAAUGCCGAGUUAUGUCAGAAGAUCCACGAGGAGCGGAUGAUCUGCCUGAGCGUAAAGCUGCAGAUCCGGCUGCUGCAGCAGAAACAGCUGGAGACGUCGCAGACCAGUGUAGGAGGCACUGACAGGGAGACCUUCCUGUAGCAGUUGUCUCCCCUUCUGCAUCAUGCUACACUGCCAAAGCCUAUUAAUACCAAGCAGGGAAAAGAUAUUAAGAGUUAUUCCCCUUGGAUAGUAUGGGCUGAAUGAGUUAUCUCCCUUGGUGUUAUUAGUAGGUGGAGCUGUAUCUACACAGGGCCUGUCUACAUGAAACACACAUGCAGGUGAAGUCGGUUGUCUGGUUCUUCACAGUAAACCCUGUUAGAACAAGGGGUCACUAUUGAGGACACUACUGGGUUAAACACACUAUUGCUAUGCUAUUGCAAUGGAGGUACAACUGGUACAAUAGUUUGAUGAGUACAUUUACCUUCCUUGUGUUACUGGACAUGACGACAAAGCCAAAGUUAGAUGCAGCUGAUUGGUUGGGAAGUAAUUUGGAGUCAAGGCAGGUAACUCUGGUUAUUAUCUGCUAUGUUUUCAGAAUGGAUGCCCACAUCUAUGUGCACAUGUGUAGUUUGGAUAAACUUACGGAAAACUUACGGAGUGACAGUAGAUUUCUGUUUGUUUUUUUGUCUAUACUGUUGAAAGUGUAGCAUGAAUUAUUAAGUUGAUAUUUGAAUUUGAUAUAUAGAGGAUAUUUCAUGUGUCAAGUGAAAUAUCAUGUUUCUCUCAUCGAGUGAUGGGGAAAAGGAGAUAUUUUCAUGAGUGGUGUUUUCAUGAGUGGUGUAGCCACGAUUGGAAAUAUUUCCUUUACCCCGUUACGAGAUGAGAGGAACAUGAUAUCUUACGAGACACAUAAAAUAUCCUCUGUAUAUCAAUUACCCUGGAACAUUUUUUAUGUGGUUGAUGUCACUUGAUACUGUCCAGAUAAACAGGGUUUCUCUUCAUGUAGUUGAACAAAUAUGUCUUGUUAAGCAAAGUUCUUGUAUCGGGUAAGCCAUAUCUCAGAUAGUAUGACCAACCACUUACAGAAACUUGACAAAACAAAAUUAUGAAUAAUGUCAAAAAUUAAGAAAUUGUUGCCAUAGCGACAAGUAUGCCUGUGUUGAGUGCUGGUACAGUGAAGUGGAUCUAGUCAGUGAUGGAAGUGUGAGAGAUGUAUAAUACCCAGUAGUUGUAGCGAUCACUCUACCUCCAGGUGAAAGGGAAAGUCAGUCGACAGUGUUGGCCUCGUAACUUUUCUCAAUUUUCUUAAUUAAUUGGGCACUGGUGGCCCAGUCAUAUAAGGUGCUGUAAAUUGAUUUUCACUUUUGCGUCUGUGUGGUGUGCCAGAAACUUAUAGUUGUGCGUUUGGAUCCAAUAUUGGUUGAUUGCAUCAUUAUUACAUCCCAUUGACCUAGGAAUGAUGCUCGUGAUAUCGACCACUGGUCUGAGGUUCAGACUGGAUUAUUUACAGGCUGCCAUCAUAUAGCUGGAAUAUUGCUGACUGCAACUUUGAACAGCAAACAACAAAGGAUUAGAAUGGAUGAUUGGCAUACCUGAACACAAGGGAGUUUAUGACGUGUGUGAUCCUAGUGUAUUAUAAAGGUGCUAGUUUGUGUUGUAAUGUCAGGAAACCUGUAGAUCUAGCUUCUUGUUCAAUGUGUAAAACAUUUCAACCGGGUAGAAUGUUUGUUAUGAGGACAUUGUUUUUAAAAAAAAUGUUUUCGUUCGAAUGUUCAUAAAUUUUAUAUGUUAGAUAUAUUUAUCAUGUCUAUCUAUCUUGAUAUCACAGGCUUUUGGGAAUUAAUAAAACAAAUUGUAUCUGGGAUCUAUUAGUACUUAUCUGUGGUUUUCGGAUCUUUCAACCCCAAAUUCACUUAUGGGGGAUAAAUUUUUUUUUUUUUUAUUGUUUUUCAUGCUGUUUUGAAAAAAUAUACCAGUAAUCUCCAAACAAGAUUGCCAUUAUCGCAAAGGGAGGUAACUCUUAAAAUUGUAAUUUAUAGAAACACUUCUCUCCUGUGGUUCUGUUAAAUCGGGCAGGUUUUAUUUCAUUGUUUUUGUCUUUAAUACAGUGUUGGAUAUUGCAACCAUUUUGGAAGAUUUUCUUCCUCUUUCAAAGUAAUAUACAGAACUGCCCUUUUGUUUAGCAGUCCCAGUGAUGGUUGCAAUAAGACCUACACUUUCAACAACAAUUUGAUUUUCAGUUUCCUUGUGUUUCAUGACCAUAGAGUUGCACCCCAUUGACGUGGGAUCGAUGCUCGUGAUUUCGACCACUGGUCGGAGGUUCAGACUGGAUUGUUUACAGGCUGCCAUCAUAUAGCUGGAAUAUUGCUGACUGCAACUUUGAACAGCAAACAACAAAGGAUUAGGAUGGAUGCUUGGCAUACCUGAACACAAGGGAGUUUAUGACGUGUGCGAUCCUAGUGUAUUAUAAAGGUGCUAGUUUGUGUUGUAAUGUCAGGAAACCUGUAGAUCUAGUUUCUUGUUCAAUGUGUAAAACAUUUUAACCGGGUAGAAUGUUUGUUAUGAGGACAUUGGUUUUUUUUUAAAUGUUUUCGUUCGAAUGUUCAUAAAUUUUAUAUGUUAGAUAAUACAGUGUUGGAUAUUACAACCAUUGUGGAAGAUUUUCCCCCUCUUUCAAAGUAAUAUACAGUAUUGCCCUUUUGUUUAGCAGUCCCAGUGAUGGUUGCAAUAAGACCUACACUUUCAACAACAAUUUGAUUUUCAGUUUCUUUGUGUUUCAUGACCAUAGAGUUGCUUCAUGGUUCAAGGAUCAGCUUGUCAGUAUGAAGACCCAGUUUUGUUCCCCACAUGCUACAAUAUGUGAAGCAUACUUCUGGUGUCCUAUUUUCUUUCUCUUUGUUAAGAAGGUACCACAUUUGCUGUAAUAAGUGCUAUUGGAGAUUAGAAAAUUUAGAAAGGGGGAUGCUUAUUAAAACUAUACACAUGCUAGGUUUUUUUUAGAGAUCAAUCGGCUGUGAACAAACGUCCUUAAAAUGUUGACAAAACAAACACUAGUAACUUGCCAAUUGUACGCCUCUUCUGUACUUCUGUACUGCUGUUCUGUAAUAUACACAUGAAAAUACAGAUUGUGAUGGAACUUUUCUGUCUUAGUCAGGGGCUGUUAUAAGUAGUACUUACAGACUGAUCUAGAAGUUGGUCUGGAGGGCUUACUGAUGCAGGGCGCUUAAUGUGGCAAAUAUGGUAAUGAAAAAAGGCUUACAGAUUGCAAAGCAUGCUGUUGCAAUCAUUGGACAAAUACUUUUGAACUGUUUUGAAAAGUGUCCGUAACUGAACAACACAAAGACUGACUGUAUGGAACAAAGGCGUUCAGAAACUGUGAAAGGCUUGCUCUGUGAUGCUGUAGAAUUAACCUCAUCAUGACCAAAAGCCUGUGACAAACAAGCAUUCCAGACAUACCUGGAGGAAGGAAUCCUGAAUGACUGCAUGUGGAGCUUGUGUUGAGUGUGUCAUGUGUCCUUCAGUUCUGUAACUGUCUGUGUGUCCUGCACUGCACAUCCUCGAUAACUCCCUGGCUUCCAUGUACCCAUCGCAUGUGGACAUGUACAGAACUGUGCAGGGGGGACACUUGGUCCACAGCAAUCUAGGAUUGUCAUGAAGCGAGUUAACGGUUCAGGUAUUCAAUCUCGGUGACUUGGCUGUGUUUGAUUGUAGCCCGAUGACGUGGAUCUUUGCUCAUAAUAUCAGUCAUUGGAUUGUCUGGUCUAGAAUCAGUAAUUUUCAGGUCAUUUAGCUGGAAUAAAAACACAAACAAGUGACUGAAGCCACUGUGUGGUGUAGUUGCUAUAUUAUACCACAGAAUUGAGGUACGGCUGGUUGGAGCGGGAGGAGAGCCCUGUGCUCAAAUCAAUGAGGUCUCAGUUUACAUUACAUACAGAAAUUUUCUGAGCUUACAGCAUGUGUGACCAUUGUCUCAUGCAAAUUCAUGCAUGGAGUAUUGUUUGUUUGUUUGUUUGUUUGUUUGUCUUAACUCUGCAGGAUUCCAGGUAUAUUAUGGUGACCAGACAAUCCAGUGAUUGAUAUUAUGAGCAACGUUCCAUGUCGUCCGGGUACGAUCACAUGCAAUGAACCAAGUCACCGAGUGUGACCACUUGAUCUAUUCAGUCGCCUCUAGCAACCAGCAUCAGUUGCUGGGGACCAGUUUGACCUGAAUCCCACCUCUGUACAUCCUAACAUCACAGGUGAUGGGGAACGUAGUGUACACAAACUCAUCACGUACUGACGGUGCACAGUACAUACAAUAUGAUUAUGAUGAUUACAUCAGCGUUAGCAGCAUCAUUAAUGUGAGGAGGAACAUUAUUUUGCUAUAUUUGUAGCUCUCAGAACAUCUUCGCCUUGUCUUGUACAUAGAAAAGGAAACAGGUGAAGCUUUAAAAAGUUUUUGAAAAUACUCAAAGUGGCACAUUUUUGUACUGUCCAAUCUGAUAUUGAGGGAUAUCCUUUCAGCAAAUGUUUGGAUGUGUAUUUAUAAAAGUCUUUCUUUGAUCACACUGAAAUUACCGUAUUUGACGUAAUAAGCGCCCCGCUCUAAUAAGCGCCCACGGCGAUAUUUGUUAAUAUAUUGGCUAGUGAACAAUCCCAAUUAGCACCCCUUCCGAUUGAUCAAUUUACACAAGACUUAUUUAUUUGUGUAUAAUACGCACUCGUGUGUUAUAUGCACCCUUAAUUAUGGGCAAUUAAAUUCUGGAAAAAUUUAUCUGUCGUAUAGAAACAUUUCAGGCUAAAAACAUUACUAUUCUAAUAAGAGCCCCCUAUUUCUAAUUUUGAGAGCACCCUGGGCGCUUAUUACGUUGAAUACGGUACUCUUGUUUCAGUUGAAGGAAAAUGAAGUAAUCAAUAUUUACUGAAUGAAACAAUACACAUCACCAAAAUAAUAUAUUUAAUUGAUUUUUAUUAUAUUUUAAGGCCACAAUAAAGUAAUUGUUAGAUUUUUAUUCCCGCAAAUUGUUUUAUUGUCCCAAAGUACGUACAGAUGAAGAAAAUGUAUAUGCGUUUCACUUCUUUCUGUACUUGUUGAAAUACAGUCACACUUAAUGAAAUAAAUAAGAAAAUGUAGACUGAUGCCUUGAACAGCUUGUUUAAUAUAGUUACUAGUGAAAACAAUUUAAAGAACACCCACAUGUGGAACGUUGUGUUACAAUACCCACCACCAGACAGAUUAACUAUAGUCAUGAAAAAGUCGCGAGUUGUCUAACUUCUUUUGAGUAGCCUAUAAUAUCUCUUUACAUAUAUAAAAAAUGAAAAAGGGAUAAUGCAUUUAUUGUGGCCUAAUUGUGCUAUGAUGUACGCACUCAUCAGUUGACAAAGAUACUUAAGACUAUCUUCCUCCCUGAUCACCCAUCACUGUCAUCUUCACCAUGUAUAAGACAUCCUUGUUGAUCAUAAAUGUAAUUGUAAAUUAGAAAUGGAAUUAUGUCCAUGGAUCAUAUUAUGGUAUAUGUGUCAAGUUUCUCAACAUAAAGAUUAUUGUAUACAA